Molecule: messenger RNA, 248 nt
Organism: Botrytis fragariae
Lineage: Eukaryota; Fungi; Ascomycota; Leotiomycetes; Helotiales; Sclerotiniaceae
Exons: 2
Coding region: 24-248 (74 amino acids)
Source: RefSeq, a predicted model, not a curated record
ACUCGUGUUUCUCAUCUCUUUGGAUGAACUUCGGUCUUUCUGCCCUGCUCUCUGCCCUCGUUUAUUCCGCUUACCCUGGUAAUUUCAACAACGUUACACUCACUCAAAACCCCUCAGCGCUUAAACCAAACUCUGGGGAAUUUCUAGGAUCUCUGUCACAAGAACACACUAUUUUGCAUGAAACAGAGACCGAAUCAUGCGUAGUAUCGUAUGGUACUGUUCCAUUUAUGUUGGUGACUGGGGUAUAA